Messenger RNA from Propithecus coquereli (Coquerel's sifaka), 3576 nucleotides. RefSeq names its product zinc finger and BTB domain containing 11 (gene ZBTB11). NCBI's taxonomy places the organism in Eukaryota, Metazoa, Chordata, Mammalia, Primates, Indriidae. The transcript has 11 exons. Gene Ontology annotation, biological process: regulation of immune system process; negative regulation of transcription by RNA polymerase II; regulation of cytokine production. Gene Ontology annotation, molecular function: protein binding. The record is from RefSeq and is a predicted model, not a curated record. The coding region runs from base 229 to 3378 and encodes 1049 amino acids.
AGCCAUUUUGUCAGUCGCCAGUGGAUCCCGCGCGCUUGAGAAGUGCAGUUCCCCCUGGUUACCGAGUCGUCCGUUCUCCCUUCGUGCUGCGGGCGCCGUCUAAGAGCGCUCGCCAAAGGCGCAGCCGUUCCUCCCUACGGUGCUGCCGCUGCUGUUGCAUCUGCCUGGAGGUGGUGCGCUCUUUUCCUCCUCUGCCACUGACAGGCGCCCUCAGAGCCGCCUUCCGCGAUGUCAAGCGAGGAGAGCUACCGGGCCAUCCUGCGCUACUUGACAAACGAGAGCGAGCCAUACGCCCCGGGCACCGAGGGCAAUGUCAAGCGUAAAAUCCGCAAGGCUGCCGCUUGCUACGUGGUGCGCGGUGGGACUUUGUAUUACCAGCGGCGGCAGCGGCACCGCAAGACCUUCGCGGAGCUGGAGGUGGUGCUGCAGCCGGAGCGGCGCCGGGACCUCAUCGAGGCGGCGCACCUGGGUCCGGGCGGCACUCACCACACCCGGCAUCAGACCUGGCAUGACUUGUCCAAGACGUACUGGUGGCGAGGUAUAUUAAAACAAGUCAAAGAUUAUAUUAAACAGUGUAGCAAAUGCCAGGAGAAAUUGGAUCGCUCCCGUCCAAUAUCAGAUGCUUCAGAAAUGUUGGAAGAAUUGGGUCUAGACCUUGAAUCUGGAGAAGAAAGUAAUGAAUCAGAAGAUGACCUGAGCAACUUUACUUCACCUCCAACUACAGCCUCCAAGCCUUCAAAAAAGAAGCCAGUAUCCAGACAUGAACUUGUAUUUGUUGACACCAAAGGAGUGGUAAGACGUUCUUCUCCAAAACAUUGUCAGGCUGUCUUAAAACAGCUGAAUGAACAGAGACUUUCCAACCAGUUCUGUGAUGUUACUUUGUUAAUUGAAGGAGAAGAGUACAAAGCUCAUAAAUCUGUUUUGUCAGCUAAUAGUGAAUAUUUUCGAGAUCUUUUUAUUGAGAAAGGAGCUGUUUCCAGUCAUGAGGCUGUGGUGGAUCUUUCUGGUUUUUGUAAGGCAAGCUUCCUUCCUUUACUAGAAUUUGCCUAUACUUCUGUGCUAAGUUUUGACUUCUGUAGCAUGGCUGAUGUAGCCAUCUUAGCUCGUCAUCUUUUCAUGUCAGAAGUCUUAGAGAUUUGUGAAAGUGUACAUAAACUCAUGGAAGAAAAGCAGCUAACGGUAUAUAAGAAGGGUGAAGUUCAAACAGUCGCAUCUACCCAGGACUUACCAGUACAUAAUGGAGGUACAGCAUUUCCUGUGGCUAGCAAUGAGGGAACCACAGCAACUGUACCUCCUCAACUUGGGGGUUGUGAAUUUGUACUACUGGUAAAUGGAGAUUUGCCAGCAACUGAGCAGAAUGGAGAGCCAGAACGACAGCCUGAGCCCCAGAUUUCUUCAGAGGCUGAAGCUGCUCUGUCAUCUGCAGGAUGUAUAACUAAUUCCCAUCCUGAAAUGGAGGCUGUUGAUUUAAUAGCAAAAAACAACCAGACAGAACUAGAAACUUCAAACAGCACUGUUUCUAAUGUUCAUCCUAAACUUUCAAAAGAGAAUGUAAUCAGUAGCUCUCCAAAGAACAGUGAUAUGGGAAAUGAUGUAUCAGCUGAGAAUAUCAGUGCUGAAGACAUUUCAAAACAUGGGCAAAGCCUUGGCCAACCUUUAAAAGAUGAGGAAAAUCUAGUUGCACCUACAGCAAAGACAGACGUUGGCCCUGAUGAUGAUUCUUACAGAAGCAGGCUUCGACAGCGUUCUGUUAAUGAAGGAGGAUAUAUCAAACUUCACAAAGGAAUGGAGAAAAAGCUGCAGAAACGGAAAGCCAUUCCCAAGUCAGCAGUUCAGCAGGUGGCCCAGAAGUUAGUUCAAAGAGGAAAAAAGAGGAAACAACCAAAAAGGGACACUAAAGAGAACACUGAAGAAGCGUCCCAUAAAUGUGGGGAAUGUGGAAUGGUUUUCCAGAGACGAUAUGCCCUUAUAAUGCACACACUGAAACAUGAAAGAGCUAGGGAUUAUAAGUGUCCAUUGUGUAAAAAACAGUUUCAGUACAGCGCCUCCUUACGAGCACACCUUAUUCGACAUGCCAGAAAAGAUGCCCCCAGUUCAUCCUCAUCCAAUUCCACAUCUAAUGAGGCGUCAGGAACAUCUUCUGAGAAGGGCAGAACCAAACGAGAAUUUAUAUGUUCCAUAUGCGGAAGGACAUUACCUAAAUUAUAUUCUCUUCGGAUACAUAUGUUAAAGCACACAGGUGUAAAGCCACAUGCAUGCCAGGUCUGUGGAAAGACUUUUAUCUACAAGCAUGGUCUAAAAUUACAUCAGAGUCUCCAUCAAUCACAAAAGCAGUUCCAGUGUGAACUAUGUGUUAAGUCAUUUGUUACUAAACGGAGUCUUCAAGAACAUAUGAGUAUUCACACAGGGGAGUCCAAGUACCAUUGCUCAGUUUGUGGAAAGUCUUUUCACAGGGGCUCUGGACUCAGCAAGCACUUCAAGAAACACCAGCCAAAGCCUGAGGUUCGAGGCUAUCAUUGCACCCAAUGUGAAAAAAGUUUCUUUGAAGCUAGAGAUCUUCGCCAACACAUGAACAAACAUCUCGGUGUGAAACCAUUCCGGUGCCAAUUUUGUGAUAAGUGCUAUAGUUGGAAGAAAGAUUGGUAUUCCCAUGUGAAGUCUCAUUCUGUCACUGAGCCUUAUAGGUGUAAUAUAUGUGGUAAAGAAUUUUAUGAAAAAGCUUUGUUCAGAAGGCAUGUAAAGAAAGCUACCCAUGGGAAAAAAGGAAGAGCAAAGCAAAACCUGGAACGGGUAUGUGAACAAUGUGGAAGAAAGUUCACUCAGCUAAGAGAGUAUAGAAGACACAUGAACAACCAUGAAGGAGUUAAGCCAUUUGAGUGCUUAACAUGUGGAGUAGCUUGGGCUGAUGCCCGAUCUCUAAAACGCCACGUCAGAACACAUACUGGUGAACGGCCCUAUGUCUGUCCUGUAUGUAGCGAAGCCUAUAUAGAUGCUCGAACACUCCGUAAACAUAUGACUAAAUUUCACAGAGACUAUGUGCCUUGCAAAAUUAUGCUGGAAAAAGAUACCCUUCAGUUUCAUAACCAAGGAACUCAAGUGGAGCAUGCGGUUAGCAUCUUAACAGCAGACAUGCAGGAUCAAGGAAGCAGUUGUCCUCAAGAGCUUGAGACUGUGGUAGUGACGGGAGAAACUAUUGAAGCUCUCGAGGCUGUUGCAGCUACUGAAGAGUGCCCGUCGGUAUCUACGCUUUCUGACCAAAGUAUUAUGCAAGUAGUUAAUUAUGUAUUGGCACAACAGCAAGGACAGAAGCUAUCUGAAGUUGCAGAAGCUAUUCAAACUGUUGAAGUAGAAGUGGCACAUAUUUCAGAAGCAGAAUGAAUACAGUAAUGAAGGUUAAGAGAAGUGACAUCUCAUGUACACUGAGCUCACAGAAUAUUUGUUUACAAUACCAUGUGACUGUCCACUGAGCAUUUACAUGUCAAGGCUCUGGACUGGUGAUGUAACAUUUCCAAACCUUUUGUCUGGCCAAUGGGUUCUGUAGAAAAGUCCAUUAACUGUAAAGAAAUUGAAAACAAA